AUGUUAAGAAUUAAUAUGAUUGAUUGCCUGUAUACUCAAAUUGAUUGCAUAAGUAUUCAAACAUUCGAUGAUGGUUGUACGAACUUCGUUUUUCUUCGUGCACCAUUCGCACUUCUAAGCGCAGAGCAACACUUUAUGGUCAUAAUCUUGGAGUGGAAGUCUCAUUUCGCCUCAGUAAAGCGAACAGUGCAGCCCGUGAAGGUUGUUUCAAUUGCAAGUAUGAGCGACGACGACAAAAACAUUGUGUACGGUGGACCACGGGUCACGGAUUUCACGAAACUCGUGGGAUCCCUUGGUGAAUUGCUCUAUUUUCAACUCAACAACAAUGAGGACAAAGUGGGAAUUAUAGACGGUCUCACUGGGCGGAAAAUUACGUACAGAGACAUCAAGCAGAAAGCCCUACACUUGGCUGAAUACUUUCGUCAAAGUGGAGUCAAAGCCGGAGAUGUUAUUGGGAUAUGCAGUGAAAAUCGUCUGGAGUUUCCAUACACUGUGUACGGAGCAUUUCUCGUUGGGGCCACCAUAACAACAAUUAAUCUCCUCUAUACCGAACGUGAAAUGAUCCACACACUCCAACUGACACGGCCCAAAGUUAUUUUCGGGACUGAACUUGCCGUUGAGAGGCUUCUGGAUGUCGCCAAAACAUGUCCAUUCAUUGAAAGAAUUAUUCAGUAUGGAGACACAGCAAUUGUAAAUGGCGUUACAGUCUUCAAUGAUAUACUGAAUGACAAGAGAUAUGCAAAACCUGAAGAAGAUCACGUUCACCCACCGGAAAACCUCGAUCGAAGUGCCCUAAUUAUGAUGUCGUCUGGAACAACGGGGUUGCCGAAAGGAGUUGAAAUAACUGAGCGAAAUAUCCUGGCUACAUUGGGUCAAUCCGUGGACGCAAGAAAUGAACUGUACCAAGAGGAAAUGGAACUCGUAAUCCUUAGCAUAAUUCCCUGGUUUCACGUUUAUGGACUUAUGACCCUGAUUUCCUCCUCAAUUGGCGGAAUUAUCCUCAUUUCACUUCCACGCUUCGAAGAGCACCUCUUCCUGAGUUCCAUUGAGAAGUACAAAGCCACACAUGCUUUCAUGGUGCCACCGCUAAUGGUUUUCCUGGCUAAACAUCCUCUAGUUGCCAAGUACAAUUUGACUAGUCUCCAGGAGCUGUACUGCGGAGCUGCUCCUCUCAGCAAGGAGGUGGAGAAGGCAGUUAUGGACAGGAUACCCAACUUGAAAGCCAUAAGACAAGGGUUUGGCUUAUCAGAGACAACCCUCAGCGUCUUGUCCACGCGAGGAGUGAAAACUAAGCCGGGAAGUGUUGGUAUAGUUACCAUCGGGACCUACUGCAAAGUUAUCGAUCCAGAAACUGGGAAAAUCCUCGGCCCCAAUCAACCAGGUGAACUCUGCUUCAAAGGACCCCAAAUAAUGAAGGGAUACGUCGGAAACAAUGCUGCUACCAGGGAAACUAUCGACUCAGACGGAUGGUUUCACACCGGCGACGUUGGAUAUUAUGACGAUGAUAAGUUCUUCUUCAUCGUGGACCGCCUAAAGGAGCUCAUCAAAUACAAGGCUUUCCAAGUGCCACCAGCCGAGUUAGAGGCACUGCUUGUGGCUCAUCCUAAGAUCGCUGAUGCGGCAGUUAUUGGCCUUCCAGACGAGAGUGCCGGUGAGCUUCCACUGGCCUUUGUCGUGAAGCAACCCAAAGUGGAUGUCACGGAGAAAGAAGUCAAGGACUACAUAGCCAGCAAAGUGACCAACUACAAACAACUACGAGGAGGAGUUCGAUUUAUCAAUGAGAUACCAAAGAACCCGAGUGGGAAAAUUCUUCGACGCGAAUUGAGGCUGCUAAUCAAAAAUCCACAGUCCAAGCUCCACAGUUGCUUUAUCAAAGCGAUAAGUCUAUCACUCUCUGAUAUAAGACGCUGUUGCUUACUUCAAAGUCUCAGUAUUUGUGGAGUUGUCACAAAGUUGAGAAUGGUUGAUGAAUCUUUCGUGAUUUUCGGUGGACCGUGUCCAAUUGACUACACAGUGAACAAUAAAAGUUUGGCAGAACAUGCAUUUAAGAGCCUUAAAGCGAAUGGAAAUGAUGUUGCAAUUAUCGAUGGAGUGUCCGGAGAAAUUAUCAGAUACAGCGCUCUUUUAGACAGGGCGUUGACUCUGCUGAAAUACCUCCAGAAGAAGGGCAUCGGCUCAGGCGAUAUCAUUGGAAUAUGUUGCGAAAAUCGACUGGAAUUUCCAGUUGUGGCGCUCGCCACGAUCUUCGCCGGAGCCACACUCUCGACCCUCAAUCCCAGAUACGUUAAUCGAGAGAUCAAGCAUGUCUUGGAUCUCACAACACCGAAACUGGUCUUUGUCACUUCAUCGGCCUUGGGCAGCAUCAUGGAAGUGAGCAAAGGAAUGAGGUGCAUCAAGGAAAUCAUUCAAAUAGGGAACGAAUCGGAUGCCAGAGUAUCUGGAAUUGCAAGAUUUGAUGAGAUUUUACGUGAUCCGAAGUAUAGAAUGAGCCAAGAAGAGUUCCAAUUGCCUUCCACGAGCAGUUUGGAUGCUCAUGAUGCAUUUAUCUUGAUGUCCUCAGGCACAACGGGAAUGCCUAAAGGAGUUGUUCUUUCGGACAGAAAUGUCUUGGAAGCUCUCGCUAAUCUGGAAGAGACAAAAAGAUCAAUGUUCACCAUACCGAAUGUGUGUAGUAUGGGAAUCUUACCGUGGUUUCAUGCCUACGGUCUCGUCACGCUCAUCAGCAUGACUACUAAAGGUGUAAAAAUAGUUUCUCAGCCUAGAUUUGAUGAGAAAGCUUUUUUAUCUUCAAUUCAGCAAUAUAAAAUUACACAUAUGUUUCUGGUUCCUCCAUUGAUGGUGUUCCUGGCUAAAAAUCCAAAUGUUAAAAACUACAAUUUAACUAGUUUGAAGGAAAUAUUUUAUGGCGCUGCUCCAUUAGGUAAAGACAUCGAGGAUGAAGUAAAAGAACGAAUUCCCAGUUUAACUAAAACGCAACAAGGCUAUGGAAUGACAGAAACUACUCUAACCGUCUGUGGUGCAAGAGAUGAACGUCCUGUUCAAGGCAGUGUAGGCAAAAUAACAGCAAAGACUUGGGGCAAAGUCGUGGAUCCAGAAACUGGAGAAGCUCUUGGACCCAACAAACCCGGAGAGAUUUGUAUCAGAGGUCCUUCUGUGAUGAAGGGAUAUUACAAAAACCCAAAGGCCACUCAGGAGACUAUCAGGAAUGGCUGGCUGCACACCGGAGAUAUUGGAUACUACGACGAGAAGAAGAACUUCUACAUCGUCGAUCGACUGAAGGAAUUGAUCAAGUACAACAGCUUCCAAGUGGCUCCUGCUGAACUGGAAGCCUUGAUCCUGACUCAUUUAGCGGUCAAGGAUACAGCUGUUAUUGGCAUUCCCCACCCGGAAGCCGGAGAACUCCCUGCAGCUUUCGUGGUGAAGAAGGAAAACUACGAAGCGACAGCUGAGGAUAUUGCCAAAUUCGUCUCUGAUCGGGUAUCAAAUCCCAAGAGAUUGCGAGGGGGCGUUCAUUUCAUCGAUGAAAUACCCAAAAAUCCUAGCGGAAAGAUUUUACGAAGAGUCUUGCGUGAUAGAAUCGCUUCUCUCAAAUCCAAAUUGUAAUCUUAUCUAUUAGCUUUGUCGGUUAAAACUAACUCUUAAGUUUGGUUCAUUAUCAUAAACUUAUGAUCUCUGGCAUUUGCAAAAUCAUUCUCAUUUUACUUUUUCGAUUCGAAAACUACCUUUUUGAGUUUUA
Molecule: messenger RNA, 3736 nt
Organism: Phlebotomus argentipes
Lineage: Eukaryota; Metazoa; Arthropoda; Insecta; Diptera; Psychodidae
Exons: 9
Coding region: 1-3603 (1200 amino acids)
Biological process (GO): fatty-acyl-CoA biosynthetic process; long-chain fatty acid metabolic process
Molecular function (GO): long-chain fatty acid-CoA ligase activity
Source: RefSeq, a predicted model, not a curated record